AUGGCGCCGCCGCGGAGGAGGUCUAGCUGCAGGAGGCGAGUGCUAAAUGACGCCAAGGGAGUUAAUAAUGGCAGCAAGGCAACAGAAGACUCUCCUCCUGACAAGAAAAUGCGCACGUGCCAGAGAAAAAGGCGGGUGGCUGGAGGAAAGGACGCAGAUCGGACAAACGUGACAGCGGUGCAUACUUGUUUUCCCUCAGACUCCGUGAAGGCCUUGCUGUUAAAGGGCAAAGCUCCUGUGGACCCAGAGUGUACGGCCAAGGCUCAUGUGUAUUGUGAAGGAGGUGAGCUCUAUGACGUCAUGCUAAAUCAAACCAAUCUCCAGUUCAACAACAAUAAGUACUAUCUCAUCCAGCUGUUAGAAGACGAUGCCCAGAAGAGCUUCAGUGUUUGGAUGCGCUGGGGCCGAGUUGGGAAAACCGGGCAGCACAGCUUGGUGGCUUGUUAUGGUGACCUCAACAAAGCAAAGGAAAUAUUUCAGAAAAAAUUCCUUGACAAAACUAAAAACAAUUGGGAGGAUCGUGAGAACUUCGAGAAGGUACCUGGAAAAUAUGAUAUGUUACAGAUGGAUUAUGCCGCCAGUGUGCAGGAUGAAAAUAAGACGAAACAAGAGGAAACUUUGAAGCCAGAGUCCCAGCUGGAUCUUCGGGUCCAGGAGCUGCUGAAGCUGAUCUGUAACGUCCAGACCAUGGAAGACAUGAUGACUGAAAUGAAGUACGACACCAGGAGAGCCCCUCUUGGAAAGCUGACAGUGGCACAAAUCAAGGCUGGUUACCAGUCUCUCAAGAAAAUUGAGGAUUGCAUCCGUGCUGGCCAGCAUGGGCGAGCUCUUCUCGAAGCGUGCAAUGAGUUCUACACCAGGAUCCCACAUGACUUUGGACUCUCUGUUCCUCCAGUAAUCCGGACAGAGAAAGAACUGUCAGAGAAAGUGGAACUGCUAGAGGCGUUGGGAGACAUUGAAAUCGCCCUUAAACUGGUGACGUCAGAGCUCCAAGGCCCAGAACACCCGUUGGACCAGCACUAUAGAAACCUACAUUGUGCUUUGCAUCCUCUGGACCAUGAAAGUCAUGAGUUCAAAGUGAUCUCUCAGUACCUACAGUCUACACAUGCACCCACACACAAGGACUACACUAUGACCUUGCUGGAUGCUUUUGCAGUAGAGAAGGAAGGGGAGAAAGAGGUCUUCAGAGAGGACCUUCCGAACAGGAUGCUCCUCUGGCAUGGCUCCAGGCUGAGCAACUGGGUGGGAAUCCUGAGUCACGGGCUCCGGGUUGCGCCCCCUGAGGCUCCCAUCACGGGUUAUAUGUUUGGGAAAGGAAUCUACUUUGCUGACAUGUCUUCCAAGAGUGCCAAUUACUGCUUCGCCUCCCACCUAAAGAACAUUGGACUGCUGCUUCUGUCAGAGGUGGCUCUAGGGGAGUGUAACGAGCUACUGGAGGCCAAUGCGAAGGCAGAAGAGCAGCUUCAGGGCAAGCACAGCACCAAGGGGCUGGGGAAGAUGGCGCCCAGCCCUGCCCACUCCAGCACCCUGAAUGGGAGCACAGUGCCCUUAGGACCAGCAAGUGACACAGGAAUUCUCAAUCCAGAGGGCUACACCCUCAACUACAAUGAGUUUAUUGUCUAUAACCCCAACCAGGUCCGUAUGCGAUACCUCCUAAAGAUCCAGUUUGACUUUCUGCAGCUGUGGUGAAUGUUGAUCAAACAAGCCAGAGGAUACAGUCUUCACACAAAAACGGAGCAAUAUUAUGCUUUUGAACUUUUUGAUAUUUUGUUUAAUAAAAUGGUAUAAA
Acomys russatus (golden spiny mouse) is the source of this 1789-nucleotide messenger RNA. It is a transcript of the gene Parp2, whose product is annotated as poly(ADP-ribose) polymerase 2. Gene Ontology annotation, molecular function: NAD+ poly-ADP-ribosyltransferase activity. The coding region runs from base 1 to 1689 and encodes 562 amino acids. Lineage: Eukaryota; Metazoa; Chordata; Mammalia; Rodentia; Muridae. The record is from RefSeq and is a predicted model, not a curated record. The transcript has 16 exons.